Messenger RNA from Aspergillus welwitschiae, 762 nucleotides. Its product is annotated as dienelactone hydrolase family protein. NCBI's taxonomy places the organism in Eukaryota, Fungi, Ascomycota, Eurotiomycetes, Eurotiales, Aspergillaceae. The transcript has a single exon. The record is from RefSeq and is a predicted model, not a curated record. The coding region runs from base 1 to 762 and encodes 253 amino acids. Gene Ontology annotation, molecular function: hydrolase activity.
AUGUCCAUUUCAGAGUGUUGUAUCAAGGGCUUCCGCUGGAAUGACACCCCAACCGGACGCACGGAUACCCUUGGCCCCAAUGCCGUCUACAUCACGGGCUCGAACCCCGACAUUGCCAUCCUCUUCAUCCCCGACCUAUAUGGCUGGACCUUCCCCAACGUCCGUCUCCUGGCGGACCACUUCGCCACGGAAAUCAACGCCACAGUAUUCGUCCCUGAUUUCUUCGGCGGCGAGAUCCUCGACUUCGACCUGAUUACCACGAACCAAUUCUCCCGCCUCGAUCUGCCGGGAUUCCUGUCCCGCAACGGGCGCACCCAGCGCGAGCCUGAGAUCUUUGAAUUUGCGCGGCGGCUGCGCCGAGAGUUAGGGUUCCGGCGGAUCGGCGCGGUCGGUUAUUGCUACGGUGGGUGGGCUUCGUUUCGGCUGGGCGCGGCUGAGCAUGCGAACGAACCCUUGGUGGAUUGUAUCUCCAUUGGACAUCCGUCGCUGUUGCUGAAGGAGGACAUUGAGAACGUGGCGGUGCCGGUGCAGGUGCUGGCCCCUGAGAUUGAUGCUGCGUAUACGGCGGAACUGAAGACGUAUACGUUUGAGACGCUGCAACGACGGCAGGUGGUUUUCGACUAUCAGUAUUUCCCCGGGGUGGAGCAUUCGUGUUUUAUUCGUGGGGAUAUAAACCAGCCAGGUGAGCGGGCGGCGAUGGAUAGGGGGAAGAACGCAGCGGUCGCGUGGUUCAGGCAGCAUCUGGCAGAGCGAGCACAGUAG